Messenger RNA from Phyllostomus discolor (pale spear-nosed bat), 1601 nucleotides. RefSeq names its product transmembrane protein 225B (gene TMEM225B). The transcript is spliced from 9 exons. The record is from RefSeq and is a predicted model, not a curated record. Gene Ontology annotation, biological process: negative regulation of phosphatase activity. Lineage: Eukaryota; Metazoa; Chordata; Mammalia; Chiroptera; Phyllostomidae. Bases 678 to 1358 code for a protein of 226 amino acids.
AGGCGAUAAUGGGUAUGUAGAGAAAUCUGCCCCAUCCUGCUACAAUCCUUCCGGGGGUAAGUACAGUGAAGUAGGUCCCCACCCCCACGCCGUUCUGGAGUCAGCAGCCCCUGGAGCACCAGUGAUCGAGAUUAGACCUCCAACCGCCUAGAUGGGACCCGGAAGUGCACACCAAGGAACCGACUUUCCAGACUUCCCACAGGAGGGCGAAGUCGCCAGCACUGUGGAGCGCAUGGAUCGGGCUGAGCUAUGACUGCCCAUCCUUUGUGUCGUGUUCUGAAGAAUUUUUAGAGAAGAUUUUAGCCUUGGAGCAGCACCGGGGAUUGGAUUCAGCCCAUGGAGAAGCUUCCUGAGCAGAUGUCUCUGGAGUCCCCGUUUCCAUCCCCUGAGCAGAAGCCUCGAAAGAGCAAGGAUGAGAAAACUGACAACCAGAAGAGAGAAGUAACUUACCCAAGGUCACUCUGCUGGUAAUGGCCGAGUUGGAAUUCAAAUUGAGAGCCGGCGGACUUCAGCUUGCUGCUCUAACCCCCACCCUCUUCUGCAGGCUGGCGAGCGAGGCCUGACUGAGAACAACCCCUGAAGCCAGAUUCCCCUAUUGGAGGGCCAGCAGUUACCAAGAGCCUGCAAAUUCCUGUCUCUUUUUGUCCCUGAAUUGUUUGCAUUGGCCUAACCUGGGCAUGGGGCGUCCAGUGAUGCUGACUUUAGAGGACAAGGACAUAAAGGGCUUCACAUGGGCCAUAGCCCCGGCCUUGACCUCACUGGGUUACCUGCUCAUACUGUUGGUUGCCAUCUUCCCCUUCUGGGUUCGCCUUGUGAAUGAAGAGUCCCGUGAAGUGUUUUUCAGUGGCCUGUUUGAGAACUGCUUUCAUAUCAAGUGCUGGAGGCCUCGACCCUUAUCCAUUUACAUCAUCCUUGGCCGAGUUUUCCUGCUGUCUGCCGUCGUCUUGUCUUUCCUCACCACCCUCAUCAUGGUGUCCUUUGCAUCUCAGCUCUUUCCAAGGACCCGGAAGCACAAUUUGGUGUCAGCCUUCUUCAGCUUCCUCACAGGGGCUUGUGCUCUCCUGGCCUUGUUGCUGCAUGCCCUGGAGAUCCAGAGUCUGACGAUGAAACCCAGCCCUCCCCAGUUCUCCGUGCAGUGGCCUUACUACGUCCUGGGCUUUGGCAUCUUUCUAUUCAUAGUGGCUGGUGCCAUCUGCCUCUUUCAAGAAACAGCCUGCCUUAGGUGCCAUUUAUUACCCAUUUCCCAGAAUAUUGAGGAGACUGAAGAGAUCCCGCACCUAGAGAAUCUGGAGAGCUUGGGAGGAGGACUGAGCUCAGUACAAAAGGAGACCCUGCUGAAGGAAGAGACAGUUAUCUAGUCCAGGAGAGUCUGUCCUCUACUCUUCAUCAAGCUGUGUGUUUUCAAUAAAAGAAGGACUACUCCCUGUUAAUCCAUUCCUCAAAAACCUGGCUGGAGGGCAGGAGGGGAGGGAGGAAUAUUAAAAAAUGAUCAAGUGAAGUGAACCUUCAUAAGACGAAAACUGAACAGAAUGUAACCACAACAGAAGGUGUUGUGUUAGUAAUAUUAAAAGAAAAAACGAUAUCCCUAUACAAAAGUGUGA